Messenger RNA from Lasiodiplodia theobromae, 2403 nucleotides. Its product is annotated as AGC/NDR protein kinase. Gene Ontology annotation, biological process: peptidyl-serine phosphorylation; intracellular signal transduction. Lineage: Eukaryota; Fungi; Ascomycota; Dothideomycetes; Botryosphaeriales; Botryosphaeriaceae. The record is from RefSeq and is a predicted model, not a curated record. Gene Ontology annotation, molecular function: protein serine/threonine kinase activity; ATP binding. The transcript has 2 exons. Bases 1 to 2403 code for a protein of 800 amino acids.
AUGACUUUCCACUUCAGCCAUCCGUACAAGAAGCGUACCGUGAUCCACCGCCGUGCCGCCCGCCGCCCCAGCAUCUUCUUCGGCCGCACCAAAGACGUCGAUGACGAGAGCGAUGGCAGCAGAUCCGGAUCCACUCCGGCCGCCGCAAGCCCUCAAGACCGCCAGGAGACGCCGCUCAGUCCGCUCUCUCAAGUAUCGUCAGCCCUCACCACUUCUUCGCCGGGAAAGUCAACUAGCUUUUCUCCUCCCGAGUCCGCUUCUACAGCACCCACCUCGACCGACGCAUGCUCGAGCAGUUUCGGCUCUCGGUUCGGCUUGCCCAAGAGCAUCCGCUCCAACUCGCCUACCCCCAGCUCGUCAGCCCGCGUCAAGGAAGUCGAAAAGGCCAAGGGUAGCGACGAGACGACCCUCACGGAGCUUCAUGGCUCGUCCAAUUCCCGUUUUCCUUUUGAAUACCGCGAGGACCAUCCCAUCAGGCCGUCCGUAUCCACCAUCGAGUCCGCCGCCGCCGCCAAGGUGUAUUUCGAGACGCACUUCAACACCCUGUUGUCGUCCGAUCCCAGUCCGCGGCAGGAGCGCCGUCGGCUCGUCGAAUCGCAGCUUGCCGUACUUCCUCUAUCCAGAGAAGAGAAGGCAGAGAGGCUGAAGCAGUGGCGUCUGCAAGAGAGUAACCACUUGCGACAAAGCCGCGUUUUGAAGUCCAAAUCACUGGUCAGACGCAAGUCCAAAGGCGUCUCGGUCGCCGGCUACGAGGUCGUUCGCGUGCUUGGCAAAGGCAGUUUUGGCGUGGUGCGCCUCGUACGAGAGAAGCGGCGACCGCAGCCCAAAUUCCCCUCGACUGAGCAGACCGAGUCCGACAUUGAGCGUCUCGACGGCAGCGAUGACGAGCGUGGCCGCUUUGACCCUUCGAGGAUUAGCAGGCAGGUCUACGCCAUGAAGGUCAUCCGCAAGUCCGAAAUGCUGCGGAACUGCCAGGAGGGCCAUCUGCGCGCAGAGCGGGAUUUCCUCGUUGCCUCGGAGAAUUCCCGCUGGGUCGUUCCUCUGAUUGCGAGCUUCCAGGAUAACACGAACCUGUAUCUCGUCAUGGAGUACAUGGUCGGCGGCGACUUUCUCGGCCUUCUCAUGAGAGAAGAUGUCCUGGAUGAAGCGACUGCACGCUGGUACAUUGCCGAGAUGAUCCUGUGCGUUGAGGAAGCCCACAGGAUGAAGUGGAUCCACCGCGACAUCAAGCCCGACAACUUUCUCAUCACUUCGUCCGGACACCUUAGAAUUUCGGAUUUCGGAUUGGCCUUUGACGGCCAUUGGGCCCACAAUCAGACCUACUUCAACGAAAAACGUUACAAUCUCCUCAAGAAGUUCGGCAUCGACGUCCGCGGCGACGACCAAGACGUCGUAGAAGACAGUUCUCCUGAGCCUAAGACCCCUGGAUUCAGCAACAUGUUCGGCCGUUCCCAACGGAGACCCUCCAUGUUCUCCGUCAAGGACCAGCCUGCCAAGGAGCCUCCGGGCAAGGAGGAUAACCCGGUUCUGUGGAUGAACCGCCACCAGAAACGUCGACUCGCCAAAAGCAUCGUCGGUACGAGUCAGUACAUGGCGCCCGAGGUGAUCAGAGGCGAAGAAUACGACGGUCGUUGCGAUUGGUGGAGCCUCGGGAUAAUUUUGUACGAGUGCCUGUACGGACAGACGCCCUUUUACUGUCCGGACCGUAAGGAUACGAAGCAAAAGAUUGUCUACCACCAUCACCACCUCGGCUUCCCGCAAGACCAACGCUGGGGUGGGCCCUCUGCCGAACGCGUUCCUCUUGCCCCCGUGUCCUACACCGCCGUAAAUCUUAUGAAGUGCCUCCUCACCGACAAGGAGAUCCGCCUGUCGUCGCCCCAUUACCGCGAGAACGACGUUCGCCACGACUGCUUGCCACGCUACCAUCAUCACCGCAGCUUCAGCAUGCGCUCUUCGGGCCUCCAGCAUGCGUCGACUACGCCCAUGACCGCUGCUUUCGGUGCCGCCCAGAGGCACGUUUCUGCCAACGUCAGUGUGCCAGCGCAGCCGAGUCACCAGAGGUACUUUGUCUUCGCAGACGACGCUCGUGAAAUCAAGGAGCACGUUUUCUUCCACGGCAUCCAGUGGGACCGUCUUCACGCAAUGCGUCCACCGUUCGUCCCGCACAUCCGCGUCGGCCAAGAUCUGACGAAGUACUUCGAUGACGAAACGCAAAUACUCAGCUCCGGCGAUGAUGCAGCCGAUCCGGAUGCUGAUUCGACGCUGAGCGUUGAGGGCGAGAACGUACCUCGCGAUAGUGGCGCCGGUCAAGACAAAAAUGAGGCGAAUGACCUCGAGGAUCCCAGCCCUGCGGAGACUGGAAGCGAAAAGGACAAAGGCAAAGGAGGCCGAGGGAGGUUAUGA